Messenger RNA from Aspergillus oryzae RIB40, 1686 nucleotides. RefSeq lists its product as uncharacterized. The transcript has 2 exons. Lineage: Eukaryota; Fungi; Ascomycota; Eurotiomycetes; Eurotiales; Aspergillaceae. The record is from RefSeq and is a predicted model, not a curated record. The coding region runs from base 1 to 1686 and encodes 561 amino acids. Gene Ontology annotation, molecular function: CoA-ligase activity. Gene Ontology annotation, biological process: secondary metabolic process.
AUGAAUUCCAAUACACCAACCGACAUAGUGAGCUUCUGUUUUGAGACACAGGCUGAUCAUAAUGCAACCGGUCCGAUCCUGAUAGACGGGCUGACUCCUACGCGGUCACUCACCCUGCACCAAUUCCGCCAGCUGGUCUGCCAGCUCAUUGCCGGUCUACACGAACAGAAGAUACAACAAGGACAAUGUAUCCUGGUACAUCUGGAAAAUAGCAUUCUGUACCCGGCUCUGUUUCUCGCGAUCGUCGGCGUCGGGGCUGUCUACAUGGGUGCCCACCCCGCCAGUUCAGCAACCGAACUAGAGCACCUUCUGUCACUGGCCAAUCCAUCCUUGAUCAUCACCGGUCGCGACACCCUGUCGACAGUUUUACAAUGUACUAUGAGCCCAAGUGGAGGGAAGAAGGAAAAAAUACCGUCGGACCGAGUAUGGGUCCUGAACGACAUCGACCAAGUCUUGUGUGAGGCUUUUUCUUCCACGCCGGACGCAUCCAUGGGAGACGCAGCAUACCAUCACCGGCGAGACAUUACGAAGCUCCUACAUAGCGGCCAACGUCCCUGGCGGACAUUUGAUGAUGAUGGACAAAAGUCCAAAAUUACCCCAGCUGCCAUGUUCGCAACCAGCGGCACAAGCGGACUCCCCAAAGCAGCCAUCCUAUCCCAUCACGCGCUCAUCCAGCAACAUAUAAGCAUCCACCAUCCCGUUCCAUACCCCGUCACUCGACUCCUCACAUUGCCGCUCUUUCAUCGGUAUGGGGCCCUGGUCGCACUUUUCUUUCCAACGCGGUACGCCCAGCCAUUGAUCCUCCUCCCGGGGUUUCAACUGCGGCCGUUCUUAUCCGCUAUUCACGUCCACGGCGUCACCGAGACUUAUCUCUCGCCGGCGAUGGUGCACAUACUAAUUCAGAGCACUCCACAAUCAUCGUCAAUCCGCGAGUCUUUACGUUCAUUGCGGUAUGUUUGUGUAGGAGGCGCCCCCAUCGAUUCCCGGCCUCUCCAGUCCCUACAGGAUAUGUUACACCCAGAGGCAUGUGUAGCUCAGGCGUGGGGAAUGACGGAGACAGCGACUGUUUUCCAAGAUCGAUACUGUCUUCCUUCUCGUCAGUUUGAUAAAGGGAGUGUCGGUGUUGUUCUGCCAGGGUAUCAGGUGCGCUUGGUUGAUGUGAGUGGUUCCGGUCGGGUACUCGACAAUGCCACGGAAAUUCCCGGGGAAUUGCAAGUUCGUGGCUCGGGCCUGUUCACCAGCUACAAAGGCCAUCCUGAUCACACGGAUGGUGAUGGUUGGUUCUCGACUGGGGACGUUAUGUAUCAGAAGAAUGGCCACUAUUUCCUUGUCGGAAGGAUGAAGGAAAUGAUUAAAGUUCGGGGAUACCAGGUAUCUCCCGUUGAACUCGAAGCUGAACUGGCACAACAUCCCCUAGUCAAGGAUGCUGCUGUGAUUGGGGUUUUGGCCACUGACGGAAGUUCUGAGCUGCCUCGUGCAUAUGUUGUCCCCCUCUCUUGGGCCGAGAGACCAUCUCCCGAGGAUAUUUACGAUUUUAUGCGGCAGCGGCUGGCUGGGUAUAAGUUUUUAGAGGGAGGUGUGGUUUUUGUGGAUUCGAUUCCGCGCAACUCUGGUGGAAAAAUCCGCCGAACUAAACUUUCCGAAUUGGAUGAUCAAAGGGAUAAGUUAAUAGCUCUUUUGACUUGA